AUAAACUUGCUGCAUUACAUUUUUGAAGGAAAGGGACAAUAUAAAUCAAUAAAGACUUUUUUCUAUUAUUUACAGAUAACUUUGCUACAGAUGGAGCACAACUUCGACAUUAUGAAUCAUGCUUGUCGAGCCUUAACCUAUAUGAUGGAAGCACUUCCCAGAUCAUCUGCAGUUGUGGUGGAUGCAAUUCCUGUUUUUUUGGAGAAGCUUCAAGUUAUUCAGUGUAUUGAUGUGGCAGAGCAAGCAUUGACUGCCUUGGAGAUGUUAUCACGUAGACACAGUAAAGCUAUUUUGCAGGCAGGAGGCUUAGCAGACUGUUUGCUGUACCUGGAGUUUUUCAGCAUAAAUGCUCAGAGGAAUGCAUUAGCUAUUGCUGCCAAUUGCUGCCAGAGCAUCACUCCUGAUGAGUUUCACUUUGUUGCAGAUUCUCUUCCACUGCUUACCCAAAGGCUAACCCACCAGGAUAAAAAGUCAGUAGAAAGCACUUGCCUUUGCUUUGCACGUUUGGUGGACAACUUCCAACAUGAAGAGAAUUUGCUGCAGCAGGUUGCUUCUAAGGAUUUGCUUACAAACAUUCAACAACUCCUAGUAGUGACUCCUCCAAUAUUAAGCUCAGGGAUGUUCAUCAUGGUGGUGCGCAUGUUUUCUUUAAUGUGUUCCAACUGUCCUAUGCUAGCAGUUCAGCUUAUGAAGCAAAAUAUUGCAGAAACUCUUCACUUUCUCCUUUGUGGAGCCUCAAAUGGGAGUUGUCAGGAACAAAUUGAUCUUGUUCCAAGAAGUCCUCAAGAACUGUAUGAACUUACUUCACUUAUCUGUGAAUUGAUGCCAUGCUUACCUAAAGAAGGAAUUUUUGCUGUUGACACUAUGCUAAAGAAAGGAAAUGCGCAAAACACAGAUGGUGCAAUAUGGCAGUGGCGAGAUGACAGGGGUCUCUGGCAUCCCUAUAACAGAAUUGAUAGCCGGAUAAUUGAGGCAGCUCAUCAGGUUGGUGAAGAUGAAAUAAGUCUGUCUACAUUGGGGCGUGUUUAUACAAUUGACUUUAAUUCUAUGCAGCAGAUCAAUGAGGAUACUGGAACAGCACGUGCCAUUCAGAGAAAACCCAAUCCUCUAGCCAAUACCAGUACUACCGGACAUGCAGAAUCAAAGAAGGAUGAUGCUCGAGCACAGCUAAUGAAAGAAGAUCCAGAUCUAGCUAAAUCUUUUAUUAAAAUCUUAUUUGGUGUUCUCUAUGAAGUAUAUAGUUCUUCAGCCGGACCUGCUGUUAGACACAAGUGCCUUAGAGCAAUUCUUAGAAUAAUUUAUUUUGCUGAUGCUGAACUUCUGAAGGAUGUACUGAAAAAUCAUGCUGUGUCAAGUCAUAUUGCCUCUAUGCUGUCAAGUCAAGAUCUUAAGAUAGUCGUUGGAGCCCUUCAGAUGGCAGAAAUUUUAAUGCAAAAAUUACCUGACAUUUUUAGUGUUUACUUCAGGAGAGAAGGAGUUAUGCACCAGGUGAAGAAUUUAGCAGAAUCAGAGGCUUUACUGACAAGUCCCCCCAAGGCUUGCACUAAUGGCUCAGGAACACUUAGUGCUACUACAACAGUAAGCACUGGAACAGCCACUACUGCUAGCAAUGCUGCUUCAGACUUAGGUUCUCCAAGCUUACAGCAUACCAGGGAAGACUCUUUGGACCUGAGUCCACAGGGCCGACUAAGUGAUGUUUUGAAGAGAAAAAGAUUGCCAAAACGUGGACCCCGAAGGCCAAAAUAUUCACCUCCCAGAGAUGAGGACAAAGUAGACAAUCAAGCAAAAAGCCCUACUGCUACGCAAUCUCCCAAAUCUUCCUUCUUGGCAAGUUUGAAUCCUAAAACGUGGGGAAGAUUAAGCACACAGUCGAACAGCAACAACAUUGAACCAGCACGUACAGCUGGUGUGAGUGGUCUGGCAAGAGUUGCUUCAAAAGAUACAAUAUCCAACAACAGAGAGAAAAUUAAGAGUUGGAUUAAAGAGCAAGCUCACAAAUUUGUGGAACGUUAUUUUAGUUCGGAAAAUAUGGAUGGAAGUAACCCUGCACUAAAUGUGUUACAGAGACUUUGCACUGCAACUGAACAACUCAACCUUCAGGCGGAUGGUGGAGUUGAGUGCCUUGUAGAAAUUCGUAGUAUAGUCUCUGAAUCUGAUGUCUCUUCGUUUGAGAUCCAGCACAGUGGGUUUAUGAAGCAGCUGCUGCUUUACUUGACGUCAAAGGGUGAAAAAGAUGCUGUAAGCAGAGAUGUCAGAUUGAAAAGGUUCCUUCAUGUGUUUUUCUCUUCUCCUCUUCCUGGAGAAGAACCCCUUGGAAGAUUAGAACCUUUAGAAAAUGCACCUUUGUUAGCAUUGGUCCAUAAAAUGAAUAAUUGUCUUAGUCAGAUGGAGCAAUUUCCAGUUAAAGUCCAUGACUUUCCAAGUGGAAAUGGAACGGGCAGCAGAGGAUCACAAGCUUUAAAAUUUUUCAACACACAUCAGUUGAAAUGCCAGCUGCAAAGACACCCAGAUUGUGCUAAUGUGAAACAGUGGAAAGGAGGACCUGUGAAGAUAGAUCCUCUUGCGUUGGUACAAGCAAUUGAAAGAUACCUUGUAGUUAGAGGUUAUGGCAGAGUGAGAGAAGAUGAUGAAGAUAGUGAUGACGAUGGCUCAGAUGAGGAAAUAGAUGAAUCUCUGGCUGCUCAGUUCCUAAAUUCAGGGAAUGUGAGGCACCGGCUUCAAUUCUAUAUUGGGGAUCAUCUCCUGCCAUACAACAUGACAGUUUAUCAAGCAGUUAGACAAUUUAGUUUGCAAGCCGAAGAAGAGAGGGAGUCUACAGAUGAUGAAAGCAACCCAUUGGGAAGAGCUGGCAUAUGGACCAAAACUCAUACCAUUUGGUACAAGCCAGUACGAGAAGAUGAAGAUAGUAAUAAAGAUUGUGUUGGUGGUAAAAGAGGAAGAGCACAAACUGCUCCUACGAAAACAUCUCCCAGAAAUGCAAAAAAACAUGAUGAAUUGUGGCAUGAUGGUCUAUGUCCUUCUGUCUCAAAUCCUUUGGAAGUUUAUCUCAUAUCUUCCGCUCCUGAAAGUAUAACUUUUGAAGAUCCUUCAUUAGAUGUUGUUAUUCUUUUAAGAGUUUUACAUGCCAUGAGUCGUUAUUGGUAUUAUCUAUAUGAUAAUGCAAGCUGUAAAGAAAUUAUUCCAACAUCUGAAUUUAUCAACAGUAAGCUAACAGCAAAAGCUAACAGACAGCUUCAAGAUCCUUUGGUAAUAAUGACAGGAAACAUACCAACAUGGCUGACAGAGCUUGGAAAAUCAUGUCCUUUUUUCUUUCCAUUUGACACCCGGCAAAUGCUGUUUUAUGUAACUGCAUUUGAUCGUGAUCGAGCCAUGCAGAGACUGCUGGACACUAAUCCAGAAAUCAAUCAAUCUGAUUCUCAGGAUAGCAGAGUAGCACCCCGGCUGGAUCGGAAAAAGCGCACAGUGAAUAGAGAGGAAUUGUUAAAACAAGCAGAAUCGGUGAUGCAAGAUCUGGGCAGUUCAAGAGCUAUGUUGGAAAUCCAGUAUGAAAAUGAAGUUGGCACAGGUUUAGGCCCCACACUGGAGUUUUAUGCACUUGUAUCUCAGGAAUUACAAAGAGCAGACUUGGGCCUGUGGAGAGGUGAAGAAGUUACUCUUGCCAAUCCUAAAGGAAGCCAAGAAGGGACCAAAUAUGUUCAUAAUAUUCAAGGUCUGUUUGCACUUCCAUUUGGCAGAACUGCUAAGCCUGCCCAUAUUGCUAAAGUUAAAAUGAAGUUCCGCUUUCUGGGGAAAUUAAUGGCAAAAGCAAUCAUGGAUUUUAGACUGGUUGACCUUCCACUUGGCCUUCCCUUUUACAAAUGGAUGCUGCGGCAGGAAACAUCUCUAACAUCUCAUGACUUGUUCAAUAUUGACCCUGUAGUAGCCAAAUCUGUGUAUCAUCUUGAAGAAAUUGUGAGACAGAAGAGAAGACUUGAACAAGACAAAUCACAGACCAAAGAAAGUCUACAAUAUGCACUGGAGACCCUUACAAUGAAUGGCUGUUCAGUUGAAGAUCUAGGAUUGGAUUUCACAUUGCCAGGGUUUCCAAAUAUAGAACUGAAAAAAGGAGGGAAAGACAUACCUGUAACUAUUCAUAAUUUAGAAGAAUAUCUCAGACUUGUUAUUUUCUGGGCACUAAAUGAAGGUGUUUCUAGACAAUUUGACUCAUUCAGAGAUGGAUUUGAAUCUGUCUUUCCCCUUAGUCAUCUUCAGUACUUCUAUCCCGAGGAGCUGGACCAGUUGCUGUGUGGUAGCAAAACAGACACUUGGGAUGCAAAGACACUAAUGGAAUGUUGCAGGCCAGAUCAUGGAUAUACACAUGACAGUCGUGCUGUGAAAUUCCUGUUUGAAAUUCUUAGUAGUUUUGAUAGUGAACAACAGAGAUUAUUUCUUCAGUUUGUGACUGGUAGCCCUAGACUGCCAGUAGGAGGCUUUCGAAGUUUGAAUCCUCCCCUUACGAUUGUACGGAAGACAUUUGAAUCCACAGAAAAUCCAGAUGACUUCUUACCCUCCGUAAUGACCUGUGUAAACUAUCUCAAGUUGCCAGACUAUUCAAGUAUUGAGAUAAUGCGUGAAAAACUUUUGAUAGCUGCAAAAGAAGGGCAGCAGUCAUUCCACCUUUCCUGAUCACAAAGAAUAAUGCAAUGUCUGCCUGUUACAGCAAAAAGAGAAUCAUGAUUCUUUUCUAAAUGUAUCAUCUGAGUCGAGGAAACGUUACGCCUUGUUUAGAAAACGGCUUGCAGAUUAUAAACAAAGACACUAGGUUGAUAUUCAUUAAAGGCCCCUUGGACUUUAAAGUGAUCAGGCCCUAAAGUUGUUGUGACAAGGUUUCUUUAGCAAGUUCUUGUUUUAAAUUAUCAUUUAUCAAUGAGUGAAGUUUAACUUGCUUUGCUGUGUGAAAUUUAAAAGGGAUGUUUUUUCAGGCUGGAACAAUAAAUGUUGCUGUGCAGUUUAAUACUGGGCUGUGUGUAUCCAUCUAGCCAAGUCUGCAGUUUUUUCCUCCCAAAGACAACUUUGUACAUAAGUACAGAAAUUGAAAGAAGUAUUGGACCUUCUAGCUAAGUAGACUAGUUCUGUAUACCAUGAUUUGCUCCCCUUUCCCUCCCUCAUGUAUUGUCUGAUAUGCAAUCCAUAUGGCUCUAUUUGUGUGCAUCACUCACAAUUGUUACAUUUUUGGACAUGGACAUUUACUGUUCCAUGUUUUCUCAAAUUAAAAAAAUAAUUUAAUUUUAUUAAAUAUAUUGUCAAUAAUUCCACCUUUGUAAGUAGGUAGGAUGUUUCCUAUAGCUUAGUUUUAAUGUAGUAGUGUAUAUUGGCUACUUACCAGAAGAAACUCUAGAGCUGUUUACACAGUAAUUUAGGCAAACCAACUCUUACCAGGGGCUAGGAGGAGUGUAUGCUUUUUGUGUAGUUGAAAAACUCAACAAUUGAUUGGUCUGGCCAAUAUUUAUGAUGUGGCCAGAACAUUUUGAAUUGAUGUAAAGUUUUUUAUAAAGUCAAAUUAAUAUUUUUUUCUUCCCUGUUCAGUCCUGUUUCCUUUAUUUUAAGUUCAUAGUUUUCUUUGAAUUACUUGCCCCUGCUGUCAACUAGCAUUCCCUCCCCCCCAUUUGCCCACAAUACUGGUAUGGAUCAAGACAAUUCAUCCAUUUUUGACACAGAUAAUGCACCUGUAAGAAAUGCUGUCCUACUGUUUUAUGUGCUGAUUUCUCAAAUCUGCAAUAAUUUACUUCAUCAGGUUAAUGUUUUUACCUGAAUAUAAAUAAAGUUUGCUUCACCUUUUUGUUCAUAGUUCUGUACUGUAUGCAUAAGUUCAAACCUGUAAAUUAUUCCAAUGCAAGUAAAUCAUCUUAAAUUUCGUUGGCUAAGUUGCCAUCUUGUCAUGGAUGAUUUACCAUUAAACAAGAGUUUGCAAGA
This is a messenger RNA of Thamnophis sirtalis, 5952 nucleotides long. NCBI's taxonomy places the organism in Eukaryota, Metazoa, Chordata, Lepidosauria, Squamata, Natricidae. The record is from RefSeq and is a predicted model, not a curated record.